Molecule: messenger RNA, 1714 nt
Organism: Oreochromis aureus
Lineage: Eukaryota; Metazoa; Chordata; Actinopteri; Cichliformes; Cichlidae
Product: testis-expressed protein 47
Exons: 8
Coding region: 564-1304 (246 amino acids)
Molecular function (GO): blue light photoreceptor activity; FAD binding
Source: RefSeq, a predicted model, not a curated record
UAUGAUUAGCUAGUUUCUAAAUCAUAGCAUGAUUGGUGGGAGUGUAAUGAACCGCUGAUCUGUACCUUAAGUCAUCCUUGCGGGGGUUGUCGGAACUGGAUGCGCAGUCGCACUAAGGACAGAUGUGCUCUGAGGCAUGCCCCGUAACAUGUAUGGAGCAGUCUGUCGCGCGAGGAGAAUAAGUUGUACAAAGUCCAUCUUAGACAUGUGUGUCAUGCAAGCUAGCAGCACCCCAUGAGAAACGGGCCGAAGUGUUUAAGUGUUCACCGGAGUUUGCACCCUUGGCAAGCGGAAUGAGUUUUCACGGUGCUCAAUGUCCAGAGAAUGAGCCGUGUGUGGUGAGGAAAUAAAUGGCUGCACCCGUUAGAGACUCUUCUGUCGUUCUUGAUGUCAAGGGCUGCUACAUAAAGUGUAUUAAUAAGUGAACAGUCUAGUAAUUGGUGACUACGUACACGUACACAUAUCUGUGUCUACGUAUGUACUGACGUCGAACGUAUGCUGACGGAGCGUGUUGCGAUGGUAACGGACAACACACCGGACAAGAGCCGUUAAACAGGGUCGAGAUGUCGCAGCUGGAUGUCGACGGUUUUCCAAUUGCGUGGAAAGAUCCAGAGGAUGCAGACACAGUAUCAAUGUUUGAUGUGAUUUACGGCAAAGUGAGAGAGAAGAUCAUCCUGCAGCGGCUGAUAAUGAUUUCUCGGCUCCCCCACGACCUUGCUGAUAGGACAGACCUGGGAGCUCAUUAUGAAAAUCUCAACUUUCAGCUGAACAAACAGUACAUAUGGGAUCACAUAACAGGCCUGCUGCUUAUUUAUCCAUCCUACCUGCUGCACAUCAUUGAAUCGUCCAGGGAUAUUCUGACUUCUGUUUUGAGAGACGUCAAAGUCAUGCAACAACAGCCACACCGCACCUUGCUGGAAGUAAAGAUUUUGUUUUUGGAUCACAACCCUCAAAGAAGGCUGUUCCAGCAGUGGAGCUACAAGGUGCUGGGUGCAGAUCAGGUGAUCAGGGAUCCUGCAGUUAAGGUACUGGAGGAUGAAGAUGUCAGCAUAGAGACCCUUGUAUGCAGCGUCCUGUCAACGCUGCAAAAUCUGAGCAAAAAGCUUGAAAAAUCUAAGGCUCUUCCUGGGUCAGUGUUGGAUGAGACGCCGGAGCUGAUCGUCCAUCAGAAAAUUCUGGAAAGGCUUUUGGGUCGAGAGGAACUCCUGAGGCCGCAGCAGUACUUAGAUAUGUACAAAUCCACCUUAAACAUCAGUAUGGAGUUUGGACAACUGAAUCCAAGAAACCUUUUCUCUGCUGUUUAACCUCCUGAACAAAAUGUCAAAGGCCACAUAUUUUACAUCCUGGACAUCUUAAAGAACUCAGUGACUCACUUCCAUUUCACCAAGCUGAUGAUUUGUUUGUUUAUUUAUCCAGAUUUGAAACAAAUGCCUUUGUUUGUACUAAAUCCAGCACCAGCAACUUUAUACAGAAUCAGAGGCUGACUUUUUCCCUGUAGACUGUUUUUUGUUCCUACACUGAAAAUAUUUGCUGCACUUGCUGUUCACUUAUUCUAAUGAUACUUGUGGUCGUCAGACAUCCUCUGCCUUUCCUGUCUUUUAGGAUAAAUAGUACGUGUCCAAAAGAUCCAUUCACUCUUUGCUUCCCUUUUAUUGUCUGUGUAGCUAGCCAUGUAUUGCGAUCUAAUAGAGUUUGUUUGUUUUCCCAUUCUAAA